Messenger RNA from Chlamydomonas reinhardtii, 1968 nucleotides. RefSeq lists its product as uncharacterized. Bases 380 to 1705 code for a protein of 441 amino acids. The transcript is spliced from 2 exons. Lineage: Eukaryota; Viridiplantae; Chlorophyta; Chlorophyceae; Chlamydomonadales; Chlamydomonadaceae. The record is from RefSeq and is a predicted model, not a curated record.
AAAGUGCCCAAGCCGGCAAACAAGGCCCCAGCCCAACACUUUGACCCAUGUCGCAUACGCAAAAACCUUAAGGCAAAGCAGCGGGCCCUAGGAAAGCGCAAGCUCGCUCGCCGCGGAGGCAGCAACUGCGGUUGCCCCGCGCCUCCUUUGGCCGAGCCACGACAAACCUGGGGCAGCCGGAGCGGAAGCCGGAGCCGGGGGCAGCGGCCGCAAGAAGAAGGAGAAGAAGCCCUCUUUGCCGAUCGGCGAGCUCCUUUGCUGGCUCGGCUCGCAGCCGGUGGUCCUUGCCUGGCUCAAGCAGCACAUCGCCAAGUUUGCGCUGAUGGAAAACCACCGUGCAUGUACGGGGGCGUACCAGGUCCGCUGCCUGCGCUGCAACAUGUGGACCACGGGGAAGGCGACCAUUGACGCGCACAAGUGCACAAAGAAGGUGCCCAUGCCGGAGGAGGUGGCGGCGCUGGUGGUGUGCAAGGACAGCCGCAGCUGCCUGCUGUGCGGCACGCUGUGCGGCAAGCAGCACCACGGGGCGCAUCAGUGCUCCAUCUCCCGCCUCAGCCCCAUCAUCGUCGACGCCUUUGGCGUGACCCUGCUGCCCGACCCCGUCAACGUCGGCAAGCACCCCUCUCGGCACCUCUGCGCGGAGUACACGGGUCUGGUGCAGGCCAGCCGCGAGCAUGGGCCCGUGUGGGCGUUGCUCGUGCUGCUGCCCGGUGAGCAGCCGCGCGACAUGACCAUCACUGUGUUGGUGCUGGAGCCGAGCGACAUGCGUGACGCGUCGGAGUACAGGAAGGUGGUGCCCGUUGCUACCUACGGCAACAGCAAACGGGCCAAGCGGAGCUGUGCCAGCAUGCCCCCGGCCUUGGGGCACUUUGAGGCGGUGCCCGCGGCCCAGCGGGAGGCGGCGACGAACCACACCGUGCGGGUGCUCUUGGGGCGCCGGGCAGGCGUCGGCGCCAUCAGCAAGGCAGGGCCAGGGCCUGCUGGCGGGGCCGCAGCUGGUGGCGGGGGUGCUACUGGGGAGGGCGACGAGCAGGCCGCCGGCGGCAGCGACCCGGGCGUGGCUGGUGGGGAGGGGGGCGAGCAGGCUGCCGGCGGGGCCAACAAGAGCGCAGCUGGGCAGGGGUGGUGUCGCUCUGGCGUUGCUGGUGAGGCGGGCCGCCUGGUGGAGUAUGUGCACGUCUUCUAUUUUGGCCAGGUGAUCGACAUCAAGGACAAGGACGGCGCGUCCCUGUCGCAGAUGGACUGCGAGUUCAACAAGUUGCGCACUCUUGUGGAACCCCUGAGGUACGGCAGCACCGGUUACAAGCUCAACCACUCGUGCGCUGCCAAGCUAGUGAGCCAGGGUGUGGUGGUGCCGCGCUGGCAGCAGGUGGCGAGCGUGCUGUUGCCCAAGAAGCGGAAAACCACCUUUGAGCCCAUGGAGGAGCUGUUUUGGGACUACAAGGCGGAGUGCGGGACCCCUGGCGAGGAGCUGAUGUGCAUGUGCAAGGCCAGGGGAAAAUGCACGGGCUUGCUGGUCUGGUUUGUGGGGCGUGGAGAUGACCAGCUGCCUGAGAUGCUGGACCCUCAGACGGGCAAGCUGGUGGCGGUGCCCUGGGCACACCCUCCUGAGAAGAAGAAGAAGGAGGAUGGGGGCAAGGAGGGGGCCAAGGGGGAGUCUUCGUCUUCCGAGGAGGAGGGCGAGGAGGGGGUGCGAGUAGCGUGAUGGGUGCCUUUCAUGGCCAUGCCCGACACGAGCGCACUGUCAAACACGCCGCAACGUGACUGCAUAGUUGGGAGCAGGGUGCAGGGUGCACAAGGAAAGCCCGACGCAUGUGUCAUUUUCCCCUUACUGCUGUGGGGGUGCAUCUACGUACACCACAAGGUUUGAGCGUCGGACCUGGGUGGUGUGGCGAGCUACACGACAAGCGUCCAUCUGCGUCAAGUCCCUUCCGGAGCGCUGCUCCGCAACUGUAACAAGUCGAGCUG